AUGGACUUUGCCCUGGGGGUGAAGCACAUAGACUUUCAUGGGAGCCAUUACUCUCAGUAAGUGCACACAAGCUCGGGCAAGAUCACAUGGCAGGUCUUGGGACAUUGAACGUCGCAGGCCAUUCGAUCAGGGGUGGCAGUGCAUUGGUUGCAGGACGAUGAAUGCUAAAGGCUUCCCCACAUCUAAAGCACCAUAUGCAUGCUGUUGAUUUCAGUGUAAACAACUUACAUGAAAACCAGCUACACGCUUGUCUAUGUAUGUUGAAUGCCCAUUUUCAACUUCCAACUAGACCUUUAAAAAAAUGGCAUACAAAAGUAUUGGGUGAAAACAAAUUGGAACCUCUUAGUAAUGUCAUGAAUCUUUUCAUCAGCAAAUGGAAUCUAUUCAUUCAUAAAUCAGGCACCUUCAGCGUGCAUUGAAGACUUUAUCUGAUGCUAGUCAAUUGAUGCAGAAUUCAUGUUUUAUUUAGUUCAGCUUGAAUCUGGAUGAAUGUGGAAAGGUUGAAAAUAAAGGUGCUGGAACACAACAAUGACAUGGACUACUUGGGAAAUGUCACGCACGUGGCCAACAUAGACUACUAGAUCUGUGUGGGCUAUAUCCUUUUUAGGGGGGACUCAUUGUUGUUCACCCAUAAUGCACUGUGACAGGCACCUUAAGUCGAGCCGCACAAUUGUUCAAGGAGUUCCUUCAAGGUAACUGUCCUCAGUUCUCAGGAAAAAUAGAAGGGGGGAGUCAGGAAAGACGUAUACACAAAAGAUAUGUCAACAACCAUUGUUCUUCACAUCAUGUGACGUACCAUAUAUGGUAUGCUGCUCUCAACUUUACUUUGACCUCUUUGUUAGCGUCUCAGCAAAUCAAAUCAGUUCAUUGGAUGCGUACACAGUUUAGCAGAUGUUAUAGUGGGUGCAGUGAAAUGCUUAUGUUACUAGCUCCUAACAAUGCAGUAAAAUGUCAAAUAAUCCACCAAAAAACAAACACAUGAAAUAAACAAAUGUCGGAACGAACCCGAAUAGCACUGUAACAGUAAUCCAAAUGCAAUCUAUACGUAUAUACACCGGAUACAUUUAAACAAGAUAUACUAAGAAUGAUAUGUGCAGCAUUAGAUACUGUAUAUUAGAGUGAGAAAUGAUUAAUUAUGAAUGCAUUAAUUGACCCACUGAAACAUGCCCCUUAAAAAAAAAUGAUGUUCUCUCUCAGCUGAUUUUAGAGCUUUGCUAAAGUUAUUUUAAUCUCUCCACAGCCUAUAGACACUAAGAUAGCUUGGCAAUAUUCCUAAGAGGAUGUAAUUCAUCUUAAAAUGUUGUGCUGCCUGCGCCCCAUAAAAAGACAGGUAGCCGACCGGUAGCCUUCACGUGUCGUGUGUAGCUUUGUUGUUUAUGUUGGUCAGUCAAAGUGGCAAAGGGGCUCAAUAUGUAGCAAGUGGAAUACAAUUAUGGAAUUAAAAGUUAGCAAAAUGAGAAGGAGUAGGCAACAACGAGCAACCAACAGGUAGGCUAUUGUUUUAUUUGAAUGGGGUUGGGGAGAAAGUGCAGCAUUUAGCCUAGCUAGCUAUAGCUUCUCUAGGCUACUCCAGUCAAGACGGGCACUGUUAUAUGGAUGAUAAAUAACAUUGUGGCUGCUACAAGUUAGCUAGUCUUUGCUGUAACCGAGAUGCCUCUCUCUUUCUUUCUCUCUUCUCACCUGUCUGUAAUAUUCCGAUCUCUGAUAUUGCUCGUUCUGAUAUUUCUUUAUUUUUCUGGAUUGUGUUUUUAUUUUAUUUUUAUUGCUAGGUAUUACUGCACUGUUGGAGCAAGAAACACAAGCAUUUCGCUGCACCUACGAUAACUCAGAUCUGCAAAUCUGUGUACACGACCAAUAAAAUUUAGUUUGAGCCUCUCUCCCUCGCACAGCAGCAUUGCUCAGGUUAAAAACAUACACAUGUAUUUAGAAUAUCCGGAUAUCUGACAAAAAUUCAUGAUACUAUUCGUAUAGUGAUAAUUUCAAAUUCCUAUCACGACUGCCUAAUCCCAACUCAUUAUAUCCCAUAUACUGUCCGCUUCCUCUUCGAUCUGAGUGUGACUUGCUUCCUCAGAGUCAAGAAUUUAACUGCAUGCAUUUCACAUACAUUUUGUAAUUAUUUUCUUUAUUGAGCCAAGUUUAGUUUGAUAGUUCUCUCCCUCUGGGCUCUGAGAGGUAGGGCUGAAAAGGAAACAUUGAUGUGCCUCUAGACCAUAAAGGCCAGCCAUCACCAGCAGCAGCAUGAACAAAGAGAAUUAGCAGGCUGCCAUACCACUGCAUUAUGCCCAAUAUUUGAACAUUAUAUUCUACAUCAAAUGUUUUAUACUUCACAAAGCUCCUUGUGGCUAUUUUAAGAAAUAACAACAGUGUUUUUUUGUCAUCUGAAACUAAUAAAUCAUAACUGUGCUUAAUUAAUUAAUACAUAGUUCCUUUGGCCUUAAGCCUGAGAGGUAAAAUACUGUUUUAUAGACAUGAAUCUAGUAAAUCCUCCUCUUUGCUUAGUCAUACAGAGUCAGGAAUACUCCCACUUUUUCACUUGGCCUAUCUCAUAAAUCAAAUAUUUUGCUUCCUGCUCAGUUUACAGAUCAGGUAUUCAGGUUUUUGCUUUUCUUCUCUUCCUCAGGAUGGUUCGAGGCAGCGCAAAGAGAGGAAGAAGACGGUUUCGUUCAGCAGCAUGCCCACUGAGAAGAAGAUCAGCAGUGCGAGCGACUGCAUCAACGCCAUGGUGGAUGGCUCUGAACUGAAGAAGGUGCGCUCCAACUCCCGCGUUUACCACCGCUACUUCCUCCUGGACGCCGACAUGCAGUCUCUAAGGUGGGAACCCUCCAAAAAAGAGUCAGAGAAAGCCAAAAUUGAUGUCAAGGCCAUCAAAGACGUGCGGACAGGGAAAAACACAGAAACUUUUAGGACCAACGGAAUAUAUGAUCAGAUAUCAGAGGACUGUGCCUUCUCAAUCAUCUAUAGGGAGAACUAUGAGUCUUUGGACUUGGUUGCAAACUCUGCCGAUGUGGCCAACAUAUGGGUGACCGGGCUUAGAUACCUGAUAUCCUAUGGGAAACACACCCUGAAUAUGAUUGAGAGCAACCAGAACAACAUGCGCUCCUCCUGGCUCGGUGACCUUUUUGAGCAGGCUGAUGCUAACAACAGCAAGCACAUCAGUCUAUGUGCUGCCGUGCAGCUAAUUAAAAACCUAAACCCUGGACUCAAAAACGUUAAGAUUGAACUCAAGUUCAAGGAGUUUCACAAAUCUAAAGAUAAGGUGGGAUGUGAUGUGACUAAGGAGGAGUUCAUUGAAGUCUUUCAUGACCUUUGCACAAGACCAGAAAUUUAUUUCCUCCUUGUCCAGUUCUCUAGCAACAAGGAAUUUCUAGAUACCAAGGAUUUAACUAUGUUUCUGGAGGCUGAGCAGGGUAUGGCACAAGUAAGUGAAGACACCAGUCUGGAGGUCAUUCAGAGCUAUGAACCUUCCAAAGAGGGGCAGCUCAAGGGCUGGCUCUCCCUUGAUGGGUUUACCAAUUAUCUAAUGUCGCCAGAGUGCCACAUCUUUGACCCUGAACAAAAAACAGUGUGUCAGGACAUGAACCAGCCCUUGUCCCACUAUUACAUCAACGCUUCCCACAACACAUACCUGAUCGAGGAUCAGUUUAGAGGCCCCUCUGACAUUACAGGGUACAUCCGUGCCCUCAAGAUGGGCUGUCGUAGUGUAGAACUAGAUGUCUGGGAUGGACCAGAUAAUGAGCCUGUCAUUUACACUGGCCACACAAUGACCUCGCAGAUAGUCUUCCGCAGUGUCUGUGACGUCAUCAACAAAUAUGCCUUUGUUGCAUCUGACUUUCCCCUGAUAUUGUGUCUGGAGAACCACUGCUCCUUAAAGCAGCAGAGGGUCAUGUUUCAGCACUUGAAAAAGAUUAUUGGGGAUAAGAUUCACAUUGAUCCACCCUCACCUGAGGACAGCUACCUGCCCUCACCCUUUGACCUCAAGUGUAAGAUCCUGCUGAAGGGGAAGAAGCUGGGCACGACCUGCACUAGCUCGGAGGGCGAAGUGACAGAUGAGGAUGAGGGGGCUGAGAUGUCCCAAAGAAUGAACAUUGAAGCCGACGAACAACAGAGCAUCCCACGGAAAAGGUUCCAGCUGUCCAAGGACCUCUCUGACCUGGUAACGUUGUGUAAAUCGAUUGAGUUCAAAGACUUCCCAACAGCUUUCCAAAGCCAGAGGCACUGGGAACUUUGCUCGUUCAACGAGGUCUUUGCCAGUCGCUGUGCCAGUGACUUCCCAGGCGACUUUGUUAACUACAACAAGAAAUUAUUAGCGAGAGUCUACCCCAGCCCAAUGCGGAUCGACUCCAGUAACAUGAACCCUCAGGACUUCUGGAAGUGUGGUUGCCAGAUCGUGGCAAUGAACUACCAGACCCCCGGCCUGAUGAUGGACCUAAACAUCGGCUGGUUCCGUCAGAAUGGGAACUGUGGUUAUGUGCUGCGACCAGCCAUAAUGAGGGAGCAGGUGUCAUAUUUCAGUGCCAACACUAAAGACUCAGUGCCUGGCGUGUCUCCUCAGCUCUUGCACAUAAAAAUCAUAAGUGGACAAAACUUCCCCAAACCCAAAGGCUCAGGCUCCAAAGGAGAUGUUGUUGACCCUUACGUCUAUGUGGAGAUCCAUGGCAUACCUGCUGAUUGUGCAGAGCAAAGGACUAAAACUGUCAAUCAGAAUGGGGAGAACCCACUGUUUGACGAAAGCUUUGAGUUUCAGAUAAACCUACCUGAGCUGGCCAUGGUACGCUUCGUGGUGCUGGAUGAUGACUACAUUGGCGACGAGUUCAUCGGCCAGUACACAAUCCCCUUCGAGUGUCUUCAGCCGGGAUUCCGGCACAUACCGUUACAAUCGCUAACAGGGGAAGUCCUUCCCCACGCCUGGCUGUUUGUCCAUGUGGCCAUUACCAACCGAAGGGGCGGGGGCAAGCCUCACAAGAGGGGGCUGUCUGUGCGCAAGGGCAAGAGAAGUCGGGAGUACGCCACCAUGAGGGUGCUGGUCAUCAAGGCUGUGGACGACAUCUUCAAAACAGCCAUACUGCCACUGAGGGAAGCCACCGACCUCAGAGAAAACAUGCAGGUAAGGGAGUGAACAUUAUAUAUAAUAAGGGUUACAUGGAGAAUAUCAGACCUCUCUGAAAUGAAAAUGGAUGGCCCUCCCUUCAGCAAAAUAUAUUUGACCUAAUCCCUCCCUGAACGUUUGUAAAAAAAACAAAAAAACAAGUGACCAUCCCCUAUACCCAAAAUAAUCAUUAAAACAAAGUGGAUAGCGGAGAACAUGUCUACCGUUUACUCUCACGCUAGGACAGACCAUAGCAUUACAUGGCAACAAAUUAUUUUUUAAAUAGCGCACAGGGCUGUGGGCCAGAAGGUUGUGGGUUCGCAGACCACCGUGGACAACAGUAGGGGUGGAAAGAUCUCCUUUAUAGUAAAAGCAUUGCAUGAAUCUAUCAUCGUAUUUGCAGGUCUGAGAAAAAUUGCCUUUUAUAAAAAUAUCAUACAAUUCUACAUAAUAUUUUUUAAUACCACACACAUUACAGGCUAAGAAUGGACAGCGCGAUAUCCUAUGUGUUCAGCUUAUCAUAUUUCUCUAAUGCCAAAUCAGUGUGUGGUUUGCAACGAAGCUGUCCCUGUUUGCAAAUAAUUAGGAAUCUGAGAAUGGUUCUUUUUAAAAGUUAGGCCUACCUUUCCACCCCAGACAGAGUAGGCCUACCGACGCAUACAAAUGCAAGCUUUAACUGCUGGCUACUCUUCAUCCGUGGCUUAACCCAAUGAGCGAUGGUCAGAAGUGUUUCCCUAAAAGCUGUCUGGGUUUAAACAUCUUCUAUUGUACAUAGUGAACAGCUUAAUCAAUUGAUAGUGACAUAAUUAGAUUACCCAAGCAAAGUCUAUGUUUUGUCUCCUCGGCUAUAGAAGGUUGUAGCUCAGCCACUUAAUGUGCAUCGGAGUCACUGCUUUCAUGGGUAUUUUACAGCUUGUUUCUAGCAUAAAGCAUUGCGGACCAAAGCACUGUUAUAGAUCACUUUAUACAAUCCAUUUUAAUUUCCUCAAAAUCUUAAGCUAACAAGGGGUAGACCUGUGCUUUUUGCCAUUUUCUUUAAUAAAAGGUAGGCCUGUGGCAUACCCUCUCAUACCCCCUCAAUAUGAGUGUUGGUUUUAACUUAACAGCCCUUCACUGACACGGGGUAGGAUAUUUAAAGAAUGCAUGGUGGGUGGAGGAAUUGACUGAGAAAUCUAUGGAUAUACAGUGGGGAGAACAAGAAUUUGAUACACUGCCGAUUUUGCAGGUUUUCCUACUUACAAAGCAUGUAGAGGUCUGUAAUUUAUACCAUAGGUACACUUCAACUGUGAGAGACGGAAUCUAAAACAAAAAUCCAGAAAAUCACAUUGUAUGAUUUUUAAGUAAUUAAUUUGCAUUUUAUUGCAUGACAUAAGUAUUUGAUCACCUACCAACCAGUAAGAAUUCCGGCUCUCACAGACCUGUUAGUGUUUCUUUAAGAAGCCCUCCUGUUCUCCACUCAUUACCUGUAUUAACUGCACCUAUUUGAACUCGUUACCUGUAUAAAAGACACCUGUCCACACACUCAAUCAAACAGACUCCAACCUCUCCACAAUGGCCAAGACCAGAGAGCUGUGUAAGGACAUCAGGGAUAAAAUUGUAGAGCUGCACAAGGCUGGGAUGGGCUACAGGACAAUAGGCAAGCAGCUUGGUGAGAAGGCAAUUAUUAGAAAAUGGAAGAAGUUCAAGAUGAUGGUCAAUCACCCUCGGUCUGGGGCUCCAUGCAAGAUCUCACCUCGUGGGGCAUCAAUGAUCAUGAGGAAGGUGAGGGAUCAGCCCAGAACUACACGGCAGGACCUGGUCAAUGACCUGAAGAGAGCUGGGACCACAGUCUCAAAGAAAACCAUUAGUAACACACUACGCCGUCAUGGAUUAAAAUGCUGCAGCGCACGUAAGGUCCCCCUGCUCAAGCCAGCGCAUGUCCAGGCCCGUCUGAAGUUUGCCAAUGACCAUCUGGAUGAUCCAGAGGAGGAAUGUGGUCUGAUGAGACAAAAAUAGAGCUUUUUGGGUAAACUCCACUCGCCGUGUUUGGAGGAAGAAGAAGGAUGAGUACAACCCCAAGAACACCAUCCCAACCGUGAAGCAUGGAGGUGGAAACAUCAUUCUUUGGGGAUGCUUUUCUGCAAAGGGGACAGGACGACUGCACCGUAUUGAGGGGAGGAUGGAUGGGGCCAUGUAUCGCGAGAUCUUGGCCAACAACCUCCUUCUCUCAGUAAGAGCAUUGAAGAUGGGUCGUGGCUGGGUCUUCCAGCAUGACAACGACCCGAAACACACAGCCAGGGCAACUAAGGAGUGGCUCCGUAAGAAGCAUCUGAAGGUCCUGGAGUGGCCUAGCCAGUCUCCAGACCUGAACCCAAUAGAAAAUCUUUGGAGGGAGCUGAAAGUCUGUAUUGCCCAGCGACAGCCCCGAAACCUGAAGGAUCUGGAGAAGGUCUGUAUGUGCAAACCUGGUCAAGACCUACAGGAAACGUAUGCUCUCUGUAAUUGCAAACAAAGGUUUCUGUACCAAAUAUUAAGUUCUGCUUUUCUGAUGUAUCAAAUACUUAUGUCAUGCAAUAAAAUGCAAAUUAAUUACUUAAAAAUCAUACAAUGUGAUUUUCUGGAUUUUUGUUUUAGAUUCCGUCUCUCACAGUUGAAGUGUACCUAUGAUAUAAAUUACAGACCUCUACAUGCUUUGUAAGUAGGAAAACCUGCAAAAUCGUCAGUGUAUCAAAUACUUGUUCUCCCCACUGUAGCAGCCUUAAGCCUAAUUGUGUCUGUCAAACAGGUAUGCCUACCUCCUUAUGUCUUAAAUAGGAAGGAAUAGGCUCCAACACAAAGCCCUCUUGUUAGUAGUAUAAUUGAAAUGAAGACUGUUGAAAUGAAUUAUGCCUACUCGAAUUUGCAUACUUUCAGCACCAUGAGCUGUCAAUUUCCGAUUGAUUGUGCCGGGGCUGCUGCUUCAAGUUUCACCACCACCAUGUAAAUUACUCGAAUCUGGCUUACUGUUUAUAAUAAAAUAAAUUAUAGUAGUAGCAAGCUAUCAAAGUUGACCCUCGGUCCUCAUCUUCGCGCUCUCCUUCUCAAACUGAACAGAACAUAGGCUAGUCCGUGCGCAAGAGUGCAUUUUUUGGACUAGGCCUAAUCCAAAAUACUUUUUGGAGGAAGCCUUUGACUCUCCUCCUGAACUGCCACCGUAGGCCUACACAGCACAGCCAUUGGUUAGGCAGCACACAAAAAAGUUUUUGAUCAGCAAGAGGAGAGCAGGCUGGGGCUCAGGGUUGGAAUAUCCCAUUGCAGUGUGUAAUGCAGCUUAGUUAUAUUGACACCAUCCCAGCAGCUAUCUUAGAAAUACAACUUUACUCUGCUUCUCCGAGCCAGCACUUCGUAGCCUAUAGGCUAUGGAUCAUUUGAUUGAGACCACACUAAAUAGCCUAUAGGCGCACUUGAUAUUGCACGCCCAGUGGAGAAUCAGAGAUGAGUAGUAGCUGCAUCGAUAUAUAGCCUAAUAAGCAACAAAUUAAAACAUUCUAGAAAUAUAGAAAUUUCAUCAAUUACAAAUUACAUGACCCUCCCCUGGACUAGAUUUAAAAACUACUAAACCCUCCCAUUGACUGAAAUUGAAAAAGCAUGACCCUCCCCCAUUUCCCUCCAGGUAACCAUUUUGUAAAUUUCAAUCCAUCCCUAAUUUGACUUGUAAAACAUCAAUUUAUGCCAAGGUCCUAUGGGCCAGGCUAGCCUACAUUAUGUAAUAUAUCCAAUGUGUUUUGGGGGGAAUGUGCAUGCUUUAAAAAAGUCGUGGAUGAGUCGUUUGAAUUACAUUUACAUUUUAGUCAUUUAGCAGACGCUCUUAUCCAGAGCGACUUACAGUUAGUGAGUGCAUACAUUUUUAUUUUUUUAUACUGGAAUCGAACCCACAACCCUGGCAUUACAAAUGCCAUGCUCUACCAACUGAGCUACAUCCCUGCCGGCCAUUCCCUCCCCUACCCUGGACGACGCUGGGCCAAUUGUGCGCCGCCCCAUGGGUCUCCCGGUCGCGGCCGGCUACGACAGAGCCUGGAUUCGAACCAGGAUCUCUAGUGGCACAGCUAGCACUGCAAUGCAGUGCCUUAGACCACUGCGCCACUCGGGAGGACCAAGUUUAUUUACUCAUCCACCUACAUGGGAAUGUUUUUGUUAUAAAAUGACAUGAUAUGAACACUAACCCCUAGAGUCAAGUGCGGAUCACCUCGAGAUUUACUACAAAGGCUGCCUUUUGGCAAGAGAAAACAACGCCACCAAGCUGGAUUUAAUCAGAUUUGAUCUAAUCCCUGUGUAUUGCACAACAGUUGAGAGACUCAAGGAGACUUCGAAGCUCAGAGGCAGUCUGGUGACAUCCCCACUGGAGCACUGAGGCCUGGGGAUGAUAUUCAGACAUCCAGGUAGCGGCUUAUGAGCAUACCUCCUAAUAUGUAAAAUGGAAAACGUGUUAUGUAAUACUGCACUGUGGUGCUUAUGGGCUUGUCAGUAAUAAUUCUAGAAGGAGAUUACUGUAUGCUGUCUAAAGGACAGAUUACCACAAAUUAUGUUGAAGUGGAGAGGAAACUAGACUAGUGCGUCACCAAGAUGGAGUAGCAGUGCGGUCAUGUACUAUGUGUGUGUCCGUGUAAAUAGCCUGUUUUUUGUAUUUUUUUGUUGUUGUAUUUUUCGUACAUAUUUCCUUAUCACACUUUUCAUCCUUCUACUAAAUAUACUUUCCUGCAACCCGCCUCACUCAAUGUGGAACGGAUUCUAUUAUUGACUUACCUUUUAUCUAGAAUCUCCAGUUGAAACUAGCUAGCCAGCUAACUAGCUACUUGCUAUUAGCCACCGUUAGCGGUUUUCACCCAGAACAUCGGAUUUUCUGCCGGAAUAACUGAAUCACUGGACAUUAACACCAGAUCGCAACUAGCUAGCCGCAACCGAAUGGAUGUUGCUGUUGGCUAAUCACCACUGCCCCCGACGCAAGCACCCACCAGUUAACCUUGAGCUAGCCUCGAGCCAGGCCCAUAUCCCGGCUAUCUACCUCUCUGUCUACCAGACGGGAGUAGCCAGCUAACUAGCUACUUGCUAUUAGCCACCAUUAGCGGUUUUUCACCAUUGUCCGUGGCCUGCACUACCUACCAGCCAGCUCUAGCCUGGACUAUUAUCGGCCAGUCUGCACUGUCUGCACAGCGCGUUAUCGACCCAGAACAUAUCAGUUUUUCUGCCAGAAUCACUGGACCUUUAAUUCCGGAUCAUCGCAACUAGCUAGCUGCAACCAAAUGGAUGAUGUUGUUGGCUAAUCAGCCUUGAGCUAGCCUCGAGUCAGGCCCAUCUCCCGGCUAUCUACCUCUCUGUCAACCGGAAGGGACCUCCUAGAGUUGACACGGAGCCCCCCCGCCAUCACGACUGGUCUGCCGACGUAAUCGUCUGUGGUUUCAACAGGCUUCCCGUUGCGACGACCACGAAGAGCCAUCUGCUAGCCCCGGCCCGCUAGCACACGCAAACAACAGCCGUGCUUCCUGCUAGCCAGUGCUGUAGCACCAAUUCGAACUGCUCUCAGACUCACAUAUUGCUGUUCACUGGACCUUAUGAUCACUCAGCUGCACAGCUGAUGCCUGCUGGACUGUUCCUUUACAUGGUACCCUGUCAUCUUUAUCUGUUUAGCCUCAGCCCAAACUUUCAUCGCCAUUACCAGUUGUUGUCUUAGCUCUCUCGAUUAACACCUGUGAUUGCUUUAUGCUCUCUCCCAUGUCAAUAUGCCUUGCCUAUUGCUGUUCCAGUUAGUUCUUAUUAUACAAUUUCACUGUAAAGCCCCAAGUCCCUCUCAAACUGCCUCAAAUAGCUCCUUUGUUCCACCCCCCCUACACGCGGAGACUGGCUCAAUCGGUGCCUCCAGUGAUGCUAUCUCUUUCAUUGUUACCCAACGCUUAGGUUUACCUCCACUGUACUCAUAUCCUUGUCUGUACAUAAUGCCCUGAAUCUAUUCUACAACGCCCGGAAAUCUGCCCCCUUUACGCUCUGUACCCAACGCACUAGAAGACCAGUUCUUAAAGCCUUUAGCCGUAUCCUUAUUCUAGUCCUCCUCUGUUCCUCUGGUGAUGUAGAGGUUAACCCAGGCCCCGCAGCCCCCAGAAUCACUCCUACUCCCCAGGAGCUAUCAUUUGUUGACUUCUGCAACCGUAAAAGCAUUGGUUUUUUUGCAUGUUAACAUCAGAAGCCUCCUCCCUAAGUAUGAGUUAUUCACUGCGUUAGCGCACUCCGCCAACCCUGAUGUUCUAUUAGUGUCUGAAUCCUGGCUUAGGAAGGCCUCCAAAAAUUCCGAAAUGUCCAUCCCCAACUACAACAUUUUCCGUCUAGAUAGAACUGCCAAAGGGGGUGGAGUUGCAAUCUACUGUAGAGAGAGCCUGCAGAGCUCUAUCAUACUAUCCAGGUCUGUGCCCAAACAGUUUGAGCUCCUACUUCUAAAAAUCCACCUUUACAGAAAUAAGUCUCUCACUGUUGCCGCUUGCUACAGACCCCCCUCAGCCCCCAGCUGUGCCCUGGACACCAUAUGUGAAUUGAUUGCCCCCCAUCUAUCCUCAGAGUUCGUACUGCUUGGUGACCCAAACUGGGAUAUGCUUAACACCCCGGCCAUCCUACAAUCCAAACUAGAUGCCCUCAAUCUCACACAAAUGAUUAAGGAACCUACCAGGUACAACCCUAAAUCCGUAAACAUGGGCACCCUUAUAGAUGUCAUCCUGACUAAUUUACCCUCUAAAACACCUCUGAUGUCUUCAACCAGGAUUUCAGCGAUCACUGCCUUAUUGCCUGCGUCCGUAACGGGUCCGCGGUCAAACGACCACCCCUCAUCACUGUCAAACGCUCCCUAAAACACUUUAGCGAGCAGGCCUUUCUAGUUGACCUGGCCCAGGUGUCCUGGAUGGAUAUCGAUCUCAUUCCGUCAGUAGAGGAUGCCUGGUUGUUCUUUAAAAGUGCUUUCCUCUCAAUCUUAAAUAAGCAUGCCCCAUUCAAAAAAAUUCAGAACUAAGAACAGAUAUAGCCCCUGGUUCUCCUCAGACUUGACUGCCCUUGACCAGCACAAAAACAUCCUGUAGCGUACUGCAUUAGCAUCGAAUAGCCCCUGCGAUAUGCAACUUUUCAGGGAAGUUAAGAACCAAUUAGGAAAGCAAAGGCUAGCUUUUUCAAACAGAAAUGUGCAUCCUGUAGCACUAACUCCAAAAAGUAAACACUGUAAAGUCCAUGGAGAAUAAGAGCACCUCCUCCCAGCUGCCCACUGCACUGAGGCUAGGAAACACUAUCACCACCGAUAAAUCUACAAUCAUCGAGAGAUUUCAACAAGCAUUUUGCUACGGCUGGCCAUGCUUUCCAGCUGGCUACCACUACCCCGGUCACCAGCUCUGCACCCUCUGCUGCAACUUGCCCAUGCCCCCCCCCCCGCUUCACCUUCACACAAAUUCAGACAGCUGAUGUUCUGAAAGAGCUGCAAAAUCUGGACCCUACAAAUCAUCUGGGCAAGACAAUCUGGACCCUUUCUUUCUAAAAUUAUCCGCCAAAAUUGUCGCAACCCCUAUUACUAGCCUGUUCAACCUCUCUUUCGUAACGUCUGAGAUCCCCAGAGAUUGUAAAGCUGCCGCGGUCAUCCCCCUCUUCACUCUAGAUCCAAACUGUUACAGACCUAUAUCCAUCCUGCCCUUCGAACGUUUUUGAAAGCCAAGUUAACAAAUAGAUCACCGACCAUUUCGAAUCACACCGUACCUUCUCCGCUAUGCAAUCCGGUUUCCGAGCUGGUCAUGGGAGCACCUCAGCGACACUCAAGGUCCUAAACGAUAUUAUAACCACGAUCGAUAAUAGACAGUACUGUGCAGCCGUCUUCAUCGACCUGGCCAAGGCUUUCGACUCUGUCAACCACCGCAUUCUUAUUGGCAGACUAAAUAGCCUUGGUUUCUCAAAUGACUGCCUCGCCUGGUUCACCAACUACUUCUCAGAUAGAGUUCAAUGUGUCAAAUCGGAGGGCCUGUUGUCUGGACCUAUGGCAGUCUCUAUGGGGGUGCCACAGGGUUCAAUUCUUGAGCCGACUCUUUUACAUUUACAUUUGAGUUCUUUAGCUUUUCUCUGUGUAUAUCAAUGAUGUCGCUCUUGCUGCUGGUGAUUCUCAGAUCCACCUCUACGGAGACGACACCAUUUUGUAUACAUCUGGCCCUUCAUUGGACACUGUGUUAACAAACUUCCAAAUGAGCUUCAAUGCCAUAAAACACUCCUUCCGUAGCCUCCAACUGUUCUUAAAUACAAGUAAAACUACAUGCAUGCUCUUCAAUCGAACGCUGCUGGCACCCGCCCACCCGACUAGAAUCACUACUCUCGACGGGUCUGACCUAGAGUAUGUGGACAACUACAAAUACCUAGGUGUCUGGUUAGACUGUAAACUCUCCUUCCAGACUCACAUUAAGCAUCUCCUAUCCAAAGCUAAAUCCAUAAUCGGCUUCCUAUUUCGCAACAAAGCCUCCUUCACUCAUGCUGCCAAACAUGCCCUCGUAAAACUGACUAUCUUACCGAUCCUUGACUUCGGCGAUGUCAUUUACACAAUAGCCUCCAACACUCUACUCAGCAAAUUGGAUGUAGUCUAUCACAGUGCCAUCUGUUUUGUCACCAAAGCCCCAUAUACUACCCACCACUGUGACCUGUACGCUCUUGUUGGCUGGUCCUCACUACAUAUUUGUCGCCAAACCCACUGGCUCCAGGCCAUCUAUAAAUCACUGCUAGGGAAAUCCCCGCCUUAUCUUAGCUCAUUGGUCACCAUAGCAACACCCACCCGUAGUAUGCGCUCCAGCAGGUAUAUCUCACUGGUCAUCCCCAAAGCCAACACCUCCUUUGGCCGCCAUUCCUUCCAGUUCUCUGCUGCCAAUGACUGGAAUGAACUGCAAAAAUCUCUGAAGCUGGAGACUCUUAUCUCCCUCACUAACCUUAAGCAUCAGUUGUCAGAGCACCUUACCGAUCACUGCACCUCACAGCCCAUCUGAAAUUAGCCCACCCAACUACCUCAUCCCCAUAUUGUUAUUUAUUUUGCUAAUUUGCACCCCAGUAUCUCUAUUUGCACAUCAUCUCUUGCACAUCUAUCAUUCCAGUGUUAAUACUAAUUGUAAUUAUUUUGCACUAUGGCCUAUUUUUUGCCUUACCUCCAUAACUUGCUGCAUUUGCACACACUAUAUAUAUUUUUUUAUAUUUUCUGUUGUAUUUUUGACUUAUGUUUUGUUUUACCCCAUAUGUAACUCUGUGUUGUUGUUUUUAUCGCACUGCUUUGCUUUAUCUUGGCCAGGUCGCAGUUGUAAAUGAGAACUUGUUCUCAACUGGCUUACCUGGUUAAAUAAAGGUUAAAUAAAAUAUUGGUUGAAACAGGACAUAACAUUCCUGUGUGCUCACUAGGUUCCCACUAGGCCCCCCAUGAGCUAGCCUACUUCAAACAGCUGAUCUUUUCUGAUCUUCGCUAUCUUUUCCCACUGAAGCGAUACUGAGAAAUGUGUCAGAAGGAAGCUGCAUACUCGAUUGUUCCCCCACUCUGUGGUUGGUCUUUUGUGGUGCAUUAUGCAUUGUGUAUUAGGGUUUAUUUUGGUCGCUCUGUUUACAUUACAGUCAUUAUGUGAUAACAGGCCACUGGCCCUGAGAAUAUAACACAUCUUGGGCGUUCUCUCUGUGACUGUUUGGCCUUCCGGUUGUUUACACACUGUUUAAAUUGGGCCUUUCACAGGAAGGUUAGGAAUUGUGUGUGUGCGUGUGUGUGUGUGUGUGUGUGUGUGUGUGUGUGUUAUCUAUUGACUAACAAAAACCAACAAAGGUUCUUGGAGGUAACAAGUGCUCUUAACCACUUCCUAUCACAGGGUGUUUCUCUGUACUUUUGCUUCUAGCCUGUUAAUAAGUAACUACGUAGGCCACGUUAACUUAGGUAACUUAACAGAGCUGAAUUGUAAUUUUCUACGUUAGAUAAUUGAAAACAUUAGGUAUCAUCUAAUCACUGAUCUUCAUUCAUAAUGAAUUAAAUGAACCAGCUGAAUGAGAUAAUUACUCAAGUGAACUUUGUCACGGCAGUGAGCUUCAUUUUAAAUGACUAAAACAGAACAAAACUGAAAUGAAAACAAACGUGAACUCUGAACUGUAAUAAUUCACUUCUGUCAUUCAUGCCUUAGUACCCUUGAGGCUAAAACUGUUUUGCACCUUUGUCUGCAAUAGGGGUGUGAAGGUUUUUUUUUUUUUUUUUUUUUCUUCUCCAAUGUAGAUCCAGAAAGUAGUUGGUCAAUUUUCACAACAACUAAGAGUGUUGAAGCGCGAGGCACUUCCCCACUGUUUUGGUGCCAUGGCUACCACGUGAAGCGAACCCGUGCAUAUGCGCAGAUACUGUAUGUGACUGUAUGAGAGUGAUGUGUUGCAUCUCGCUCAUCUCAAUAUCCUAGCCUAUUCAUUGAUGAUACAGUGCAUUCAGAAAGUAUUCAGACCCAUUGACCUUUUCCACAUUUUGUUACGUUACAGCCUUAAUCUAAAAUGGAUUUAAGUAAAUUAUUUUCCUCCUCAAGCUACACACAAUACCCCAUAAUGACAAAGCGAAAACAACAGGUUUUUAGAAAUGUUUGCAAAUGUAUAACAAAUAAAAUAAAAAAACUUAUUUACAUGACUCGAAGUUGAGCUCAGGUGCAUCCUGUUCCCAUUGAUCAUCCUUGAGAUGUUUCUACAACUUGAUUGGAGUCCACCUGUGGUAAAUUCAAUUGAUUGGACAUGAUUUGGAAAGGCACACACCUGUCUAUAUAAGGUCCCACAAUUGACAGUGCAUGUCAGAGCAAAAACCAAGCCAUGAAGUCGAAGGAAUUGUCCGUAAAGCUCCGAGACCAGAUUGUGUCGAGGCACAGAUCUGGGGAAGGGAACCAAAACAUUUCUGCAGCAUUGAAGGUCCCCAAGAACACAGUGGCCUCCAGCAAUCGGCGGAGAAGGGCCUUGGUCAGGGAGGUGACCAAGAACCCAAUGGUCACUGACAGAGCUCUAGAGUUCCUCUGUGGAGAUGGGAGAAACUUCCAGAAGGUCAACCAUCUCUGCAGCACUCCACCAAUCAGGCCAUUAUGGUAGAGUGGCCGACGGAAGCCACUCCUCAGUAAAAGGCACAUGACAGCCCGCUUGGAGUUUGCCUAAAGGACUCUCAGACCAUGAGAAACAAGAUUCUCUGGUCUGAUGAAUGAAACGAAUAUUGAACUCUUUGGCCUGAAUACCAAGCGUCACGUCUGGAGGAAACCUGGCACCAUCCCUACGGUGAAGCAUGGUGGUGGCAACAUCAUGCUGUGGGGAUGUUUUUCAGCGGCAGGGACUGGGAGACUAGUCAGGCUUGAGGGGAAGAUUAAUGGAGCAAAGUACAGAGAGAUCAUUGAUGAAAACCUGCUCCAGAGCGCUUAGGACCUCAGACUGGGGCGAAGAUUCACCUUCCAACAGGACAAUGACCCUAAGCACACAGCCAAGAUAAUGCAGGAGUGGCUUCGGGACAAGUCUCUGAAUAUCCUUGAGUGGCCCGGUCUUGAACCCAAUCGAACAUCUCUGGAAAGACCUGAAAAUAGCUGUGCAGCGACGCUCCCCAUCCAACCUGCCAGAGCAUGAGAGGAUCUGCAGAGAAGAAUGGGAGAAACUCCCCAAAUCCAGGUGUGCCAAGCUUGUAGCGUCAUACCCAAGAAGACUUGAGGCUGUAAUUGCUGCCAAAGGUGCUUCAACAAAGUAUUGAGUAAAGGGUCUUAAUACUUAUGUCUUUAAUAGAUUAGCAAAAAUGUCUAAAAACCAGUUUUUGCUUUGUCGUUAUGGGGUAUUGUGUGUAGAUUAAAUAUAUAGAUAUAUAUAUAUAUAUAUAUAUAUAUAUAUAUAUAUAUAUUUUUAAAUCAAUUUUAGAAUAAGGCUGUAAUGUAACAAAAUGUGGAAAAAGUAAAGGGGCCUGAAUACUUUCUGAAUGCACUGUAGGCCCUGCUUUACUGAAGUUGCGAGACAUUGCAAGCCAAGAAAUUGCAAGGUACAGCUUUUGAUUGCAGAUAGAUAGCUUAGGCCUAGUGCACGGUUCUGGUCGACCUGCCUAUACUGUGCCCCUCCCCGCUCUCUCCGUCCCUCGCUAACUCGAUAUGAAAGAUGCAAGUGUUUAUGUUUUUUAAAGUACAGCAACUAAUCAGUCUCCUCCGUUCCAAAAACACUGAAUAUAUUAGAAUCUUGACACUCAAAAAUGGGAGUCGACACCGGGAGUCGACGUGCAAGGAGUCUAGGAAUCAAUUAUAUUGAAGUCUACUCUCUGCCACUACGUAAUUGUCGUUAACAGUUGAAAAAAUGGCAGAGAAAGGCAAGCGACAGCAGGGAAGUCCUGUAUGGCAAUACUUUGACAAGUUAAAUGACAAGGAAAUGCAAACAUUGCGAGGUGGAAUUGAGGUACGGUAAUGGUAGUACAGGUGCAAUACUUAACCAUCUGAAAGGGACGCACCGUGAGACCCAAGCCGUUGUUGGCAACAGUGCAGCUGCAUUGUGAAUUCAACAUUUCAAUCCCUAGUCUGCAAUACAAUAUGCUGCAUCUUGUCCAUUAUAGAAACCAACUCAAGCUUUCAUCUUCCUCUUUGUCCAGUGUUCUCUUUGUCUUCAAUACAACAACAUGCUUCAUUUUUAGUUCAGACAGCAACCCAAGCUUUCAUGUUCCUUUGCAGAAUGCCAUAGUGCCCUUCAAGGAACUGUGUGGCCUCUCGGCAGUGGCCAACCUGAAGCAGUGCAUCCUGGCCCUGUCCUCACGGCUGACUGGGGCUGACAACAACCCCCUCCUGGUGUUCAACCUCAAGGACCAGUACCCCACCAUGGAGCCCCAGAGCCUGCUACCAGAGGUCCUGAAGAAGGUGGUCACCACCUAUGACAUGGUGAGUACAGGAGGACUUUUGUUUGAACAGUAUCAUGUUUAUUUUAUUUCCUUUGUUUUAUAAGGUAAGUUGAUAGAGAACAUUCUUUUUUAGAAACAGGACUUGAAAUCUGGGAUCUUACUGCAUAUUUAAUCUGAAUAAAAGCCUUUCUCAGUAAGACCACUACUAAUCUGCUGAUUGUAAAAACAACUACAAAACACCUAGAAAAUGAGUUUGAUUCUAAUCAAAUCAAGAGGGUUUAGUGGGAUUUUAAUGGUAACGUGGGGGUAAGAGGGUUAGGGAGUAGGGCAGGGGUGAGUUGUUUUAAUCAAGUAAUUUAAUCAAUGUUGACAAUGGACUGAAGUUAUAUAAUGUGUCAUUGAGGCUAUUUCAAUACAGACCUAUAAUGCCUAACACCUCACCGUAAUCAAUAUACCUUAAUAAUACACAUUUUACAUUUACAUUUUUAGUAAUUUAGCAGACGCUCUUACCCAGAGCGACUUACAGUUAGUGAGUGCAUACAUUUUAUUUUUUUCAUACUGGCCCCCCAUGGGAAUCGAACCCAUAACCCUGGCGUUGCAAGCGCCAUGCUCUACCAACUGAGCUACACGGGGCCCCGAUAACACGAGUGUUAUAGAAUGCCGUCCGUCCCCCAUUUUGAAUAUUUCAUUACUUAUCUACUGUAUUUGCUACAAUACAGAGAGCAAGAUAAAAUAACUUGAAAGCUCUGCUAGAUUAUCCAACGUGGCCAUGGAAAAACACUUUAGGCAUAUCUGAUAUAUUUCAUCCUCAAAUCUGUAGCCUAUGUGCUCUGAAUAUGUAUUGAAUACAUUUUAAAAUAUUCAUACUUUGAUAUUUCUAUUUGACACCAGCUGUUUUCUGUGUCAGACAUGUUUAUUGGUGAAGCUUAUUAUCCACUUUAGAAACACAGGUCAAAGGCUACAUACUGCAUUAGUACAGUGUCUUGCAAAAGUAUUCAUCCCCUUUGGCAUUUUUCCUAUUUUAGUGAAUAGUUGUGCACGCUCAAGUUUUCUGUUUUUUUGUCUUAUUUCGUGUUUGUUUCACAAUAAAAAAUAUUUUGCAUUUUCAAAGUGGUAGGCAUGUUGUGUAAAUCAAAUGAUACAAAUCCCCCAAAAAUCCAUGUUUUUAUUCCAGGUUGUAAGGCAACAAAAUAGGAAAAAUGCCAAGGGGUGUGAAUGCUUUCGCAAGCCACUGUACUCCAUUAGCAUAGCAUUUAAUGUAAUUUACCUAAUGUAUUCAUAAUGUCUCAUUCUCCUGACAUUAGAACCCCCACACAGAGCAUGAAGGUAAUGUGCUAACUAACCUGCAAACAGAUGAGUCAUGCUUAAUUUAACUCACAAGUGUCUCACUCAUUGAGAGUCAUGGACAGGGGUCAGACGACUACAGUUAGUGGAGUGCAUACAUUUUAUUUUUUUCAUAUGGCCCCCCCAUGGGGAAUCGAACCCAUAACACUGGCGUUGCAAGCGCCAUGCUCUACCAACUGAGCUACACGGGGCCCCGAUAACACGAGUGUUAUAGAAUGCCGUCCGUCCCCCAUUUUGAAUAUUUCAUUACUAUCUACUGUAUUUGCUACAAACAGAGAGCCAAGAUAAAUAACUUGAAAGCUCUGCUUAGAUUAUCCAACGUGGCCAUGGAAAAAACACUUUAGGCAUAUCUGAUAUAUUUCAUCCUCAAAUCUGUAGCUAUGUGCUCUGAAUAUGUAUUGAAUACAUUUUAAAAUAUUCAUACUUUGAUAUUCUAUUUGACAACCAGCUGUUUUCUGUGUCAGACAUGUUUGCAGUGUGCUGUGCACAAAGCAUAAAAUCCUGGGGGCCAGUUUGAAUAUGUAUGCACUCACAAAAAAAACUGUAAGUCGCUCUGGAUAAGAGCGUCUGUUAAAUGACGUAAAAUGUAAAAAGGUGAAUUGCGGCUCAGUGCUGCUGCUAAAAACUCUGGUUUUAAAAUGGUGCAAUUCGUACAUAUUUAGUAGUUGAGAAAUAAAUAAGUAUGAAUGGAAAGCCAGGAGCCACCUCUUUUUAACCAAUGCCGUUUAAAACUGCUAUUUUUCCCCACGAUUGAAUAACAAUUGUUGUGCAUUGACUGCUUGUCAAAACACAGGUUUACCCUCGCUAUGGCACUCAUAACUUGAAUGCACCUCGAGAGGAAUAUUUAUCUCAGAAUACACAACAACAAGCCGACUAGGUAAAUAGAUAUACACUGUUCUAUUAUGGGGUUGUCUGGUUGUUCUAUUCAUUACUUGUUUAGUUUGCAGAGGAAAAGUAAAUGUGGACUGUUCUAGCAUCUUCAAAAUGCGGCCUCUGCAGAAAUUCUUAAUUGAAUGUGCUGUUCUUCUUGUUGUAAAUGUAUUGUGUAGAUUCUUUUUUAUUUUUUAAUUGAGGGAAGUACCAAUGUGUCACAAAGUAGUAGUUUGUUUAUGAUAACUAUUGCCAUUUUGAAGCCCAGUAGCACCACUAAAUACACAAAUCACCAUAGCUAGUAUUUAGCGAGCAAAGCCAGUGUUGAGUUCAGCCGCUUACCUGUCAAUCCACUAUAAAUACCUCCCCAUGUUGCUGUGUCUGUCACCAAGGCUGUAAUUUCUUCACCCAUUAGUAAAGUAAUCAGUGUGCCUGACAGCCUCCAGCCCUGUUACUGCAGCUGUGGACUGUCACAAACAGCCCCCUCCAUCACAUACCCCGCCCGCCUCCCUCAGCUUAGUCACGAUGUGUUGCACUCAUCACAGACUGUAGGAAUGCUCUGGGUUGCCGUCAUAAAACUGGGUUUGAUGGCCAUCUCAAUAAAUAUAUAGGCCAUAUUGUUAAUUGUCAGUGCUUUUCAAAUAAUUUUGUAAUUCACUCCAAAUUUGGAGAUAAUGUAUCACCUAAGAACAUGUUCAAAUUAAUAUACCCACUUGGGUGUAGGGGGCUGGAGUCACUGUUUUGUAACCUUCAUCUCCAUUUUCACUACCUGAAGUGGGGCGCCCAGCCCAGCAGUCCACCAUGGACAGGCUGUCACACUCACAGUCACAGUGCUGCUGCCCUUUAGUUCCUGUCACAUCACUCUCAAUGCUCCUAAGUAGGUACUCUCUUCUCUCUCACUGGCUGGAAAACUGGCACAACAACAGGAUCGAUCUCGGGGGCACAUUGUUGGGUCACCGGCCGACCGUCAGAGAUUGACUUGGCAACUGGAGCUCUGCUAAAACAGCUGCCCACGCUCCCCAAGCCCCCGCCCUGUCUGCCUUGGCAAUGGUACAAGACCGCCUGCCUUUAUUAUGUGACCUUGCAGUGCUCUUAUGUCACUGAGGGAAUGUACAAGUCAAUUACGCCAGAGCAGCGAACAUAAUGCCCAGCACCCGUGGCACUAAUUGAAACGGAAGGCUGCCGUAACUGUGUCAUCUCGCCCCAGAAUCGCAUUAAGAAACCUAUUCUAAUUUUAGAUGAUGCAUAAUUUCCUUCAGAUGAUCAUAUUUAUUGCACUCCGAGACAGUAAUAAGGGAGAAAGAUCCAGAUGGUCGUAUCCGCGUGUACGGCUCCUGGGUCGUGCAGUGGGUAUUUACCAGGAUCCAUGACAGUAAACACACGCAUCAUUAACCUCCCGAAAUACCCCCGAUGUACCAGGGAUGUAUUUUGGGGUGUUUUAUUUUGUCAGGCAUUAGAAGUGCAAAUGGGAAUCUAUCUGUGAUCAGAGCCACCAUGAGUAUUUCAACACAGUCAUGGAGGUCAGAAGUUUGUGCACUCAAUUAAGGCAAGGAGCCACAGAUAAGGCUGGGUUACGCCUCCGAACAAGGCCUCUCCUAUUUACAACAGAUUGCUGUAAUAAACAAUAAUAACCUACUCUUGAAAUCACAUGUUUUCAGACCAACUCUGAAACAGGACUGGAGCGUCGUAUUUUAUAACUGUAACAUGCAAUUACUGUAAUACCCUGGUUGUCUUGCAACUUUCAAUAACAUGCUCUGAUACACUCCCUUCACUCUAUUUUUACUGUGCCAAAGCACAACUCCCGCUGCUUGGCCCUCUAUCUCUGUAAUAAGAGGCUUCUUUUCCCCCGCACUGGAUAGAUACACCGCAAACAAAAUUAAGAUUGCUUACUACCGCAGAAUGCCAGGCUGCUGUAAAGGGAAUAAGAGGUUCAAAUGGAACUGUCUGCUUUCUCCUCUCCUGACAGAUGAUCCAGACCAGCAAGACUCUGCUGGAGAACUCUGAGGGAGUCUACGACCGAAUACUGCUAACCCAGAAAGCAGGUAAGAAAGAGAGAGAAAGAGAUGAACAAAGAGCGAUGUUUAGCAUGAAAAGCCCAUUUCUCUGCAAAGAUCCACUGUCCCUCAGAUAUUCCCUUCUUCCUUUCAUAUACACUCAUCCCCUCCUCUCUGAAGUAUGCCAUGGAGACCGGCCGCUAACAAAAAAGAUGGACUGAUUUAUGCCGGGCCCUGUUACAUAAGCGUUAUUAACAUUUGAUUCAUGCUCAUUUCUGUGACCCGGCUGCUUUGAAACUCUGCUUUGAUUCAGCCUGGUUUUUGAUGAUUCUCACGGCGUUGGCCUCGCUGCUCCUCUAAUUAGGAGGGUUGCAGAGGAGGUGGUAAACACCCAGGUUCUGAACAGAACAACAAAGACUGGCAGACGACUGCGGUUUCUUUAUGCCUGGGCUGAACCAGGAACCGCACCGCUACAAGGUGUGCAGAAUGAGAUCAAGCCCAUCUAAUAACAAUUGAACGGGAAUAAUUUACCAGAAUGGAUGAAAAUAGUGUUUUGUCUGAGCAAUUGAUUGGAAAAUUAUUGAUCUCAUUGUUACGAAAAUUCUGCAUUUGCACUUUGAUAUGAAUAUUGCAGCUUGUGUGCUCUUGCAAUUCUAUAUAUCUGUGAUCUUAGCACUGUUUAUCCCGUUCCUCUGGCGAGAGCCUCUGUGAGAAUAGCCUUCUGGCCCUGCAUAAUGUGUUGACUUAACUUGGAUAGGGGCAGUGUUAAUCCAUUCUGCUCUGGGGUGUGGGGGAUCGGGAGGAUCUUAGAGCCUUGAUACGGUGAUUGGCAGCUCAUCAAUGGAACACACUGGCAGCGAUCCCCACUCCUCGCUCCCAGGUGGGGGAGUCUUGGCUUGAGAAGCUGUCAGAAUGUUCACUCCCUCUUCCUUCCCCCAUUAUGAGGGGAACUCAACAAGGUGGAUUUUUCCGGAAAGAGCUCUAGUGGUGCAAACUGCAAAACCAUUUUUUUGGGCAUAAAAACAGCAUAACAUUUACUACAGUACAAAUAAAAUCAUUCAAUGAGAGGAUAAUUUAGACUUCUGUGUCUUUAAUCUAAUGCAGCGCAUUUCAGUAAUGUUUCCCAUCUAAGCAUUGUAGAUGUUUCAUUUAUCAUGGAGUAACUUCCUUGGAGCGCCGAGUGAGGAAAAACAGGCCAUCGUUCCAGGGGCUGGGGUUUAUUGGUUUCCAGAUGGAUGACAUAUAAAAUAUUCAUAGUCUAUUGUCUUGUCUCAUCAAUGGGGCAGAGGAGUGUCUUUUAACUGAGUGUGCGUCGCAAGUCAAUGGCUCUGUGCCGUCAUUUCCUCUUCUUAGUAUUCAUCACAACACCUACAGGACCUGCCUUCAAGCUGCUACCCGAGACAUUAGCCAUUGGUGGUCUGAGAGUUAAAAUGUGAACUACUUAAAUGAAUGGUGCUGAAGGAGACAACUAAAACAUCUCUUACUCUAGGAAACAGGGAGAUACGGAACUGUGCUCAGAUAGUUCACUUUUGGUGCCCGCUAGAUCUAUAGUAUUACAGUAUAUUGUGUCCAUAGUCUGAAAGCAUUCCUCUUCAAAGGUGAUAUGAAGCGAUCCCACUUUCUCAAUGUAUGGUUAUUUGCCUCUAAUCUUUGAAAUGUCAUAAAGAUUAACCUAAAAGUAACUAGGGAUUGGGACACUUACUCCAGUACUCGAUUUAAAGUUUGUAUUUGUUUACUAAUAGUCUAAAACAAGUACUCGAAAUUCACAAAUGCAACUAUUUAGCAGGUUACAUUUAUAAGUACUGACAGAAUUUCGAACUCUAAGGUGUGUGUAUUCUUUGUGGAGUAUGUCAAGUGCAGUGAAAAUGUGUUAAGUUGUGUAUCAGAACAACCAGUAAUUGGAACAACCAGCAUAGCGCAAACUUUUUUCCUUCAGCCCAGUUUCACGCUAACAUGUGAGUACUCGGGCACUCAAAAUUGUUUCCAUGAGUACUCAAAAACAGAAAUUAUUUCAAAAGCCCAUCCCUAAAAUGUACAGUGAGGGGAAAAAAGUAUUUGAUCCCCUGCUGAUUUUGUACGUUUGCCCACUGACAAAGACAUGUUCAGUCUAUAAUUUUAAUGGUAGGUUUAUUUGAACAGUGAGAGACAGAAUAACAACAACAAAAAUCCAGAAAAACGCAUGUCAAAAAUUGUAGAAAUUGAUUUGCAUUUUAAUGAGGGAAAUAAGUAUUUCACCCCUCUGCAAAACAUGACUUAGUACUUAGGGCAAAACCCUUGUUGACAAUCACAGAGGUCAGACGUUUCUUGUAGUUGGCCACCAGGUUUGCACACAUCUCAGGAGGGAUUUUGUCCCACUCCUCUUUGCAGAUCUUCUCCAAGUUAUUAAGGUUUCGAGCCUGACGUUUGGCAACUCGAACCUUCAGCUCCCUCCACAGGUUUUCUAUGGGAUUAAGGUCUGGAGACUGGCUAGGCUACUCCAGGACCUUAAUGUGCUUCUUCUUGAGCCACUCCUUUGUUGCCUUGACUGUGUGUUUUGGGUCAUUGUCAUGCUGGAAUACCCAUCCACGACCCAUUUUCAAUGCCCUGGCUGAGGGAAGGAGGUUCUCACCCAAGAUUUGAUGAUACAUGGCGCCGUCCAUCGUCCCUUUGAUGCGAUGAAGUUGUCCUGGCCCCCAAAGCAUAAUGUUUCCACCUCCAUGUUUGACAGUGGGGAUGGUGUUCUUGGGGUCAUAGGCAGCAUUCCUCUCCUCCUCCAAACACGGCAAAUUGAGUUGAUGCCAAAGAGCUCCAUUUUGGUCUCAUCUGACCACAACACUUUCACCCAGUUCUCCUCUGAAUCAUUCAGAUGUUCAUUGGCAAACUUCAGACGGGCCUGUAUAUGUGCUUUCUUGAGCAGGGGGACCUUGCGGGCGCUGCAGGAUUUCAGUCCUUCACGGCAUAGUGUGUUACCAAUUGUUUUCUUGGUGACAAUGGUCCCAGCUGCCUUUAGAUCAUUGACAAGAUGCUCCCGUGUAGUUCUGGGCUGAUUCCUCACCGUUCUCAUGAUCAUUGCAACUCCACGAGGUGAGAUCUUGCAUGGAGCCCCAGGCCGAGGGAGAUUGACAGUUAUUUUUUGUUUCUUCCAUUUGCGAAUAAUCGCACCAACUGUUGUCACUUUCUCACCAAGCUGCUUGGCGAUGGUCUUGUAGCCCAUUCCAGCCUUGUGUAGGUCUACAGUCUUGUCCCUGACAUCCUUGAAGAGCUCUUUGGUCUUGGCCAUGGUGGAGAGUUUGGAAUCUGAUUGAUUGCUUCUGUGGACAGGUGUCUUUUAUACAGGUAACAAGCUGAGAUUAGGAGCACUCCCUUUAAGAGUGUGCUCCUAAUCUCAGCUCGUUACCUGUAUAAAAGACACCUGGGAGCCAGAAAUCUUUCUGAUUGAGAGGGGGUCAAACACUUAUUUCCCUCAUUAAAAUGCAAAUCAAUUUAUAACAUCUUUGACAUGCGUUUUUCUGGAUUUUUUUGUUGUUAUUCUGUCUCUCACUGUUCAAAUAAACCUACCAUUAAAAUUAUAGACUGAUAAUUUCUUUGUCAGUGGGCAAAUGUACAAAAUCAGCAGGGGAUCAAAUACUUUUUUCCCUCACUGUACCUAACUAGGCCACUCAGUUAAGCCAAAACCAUAGGCUACUGAAGCUAGGAAAUACUUCAUAUGCAUUUGUAUUAUUUUAUUAGUUAAAAUGGGCGCACAUGACAACUAAACAGGUUAAUCAUGGGCUUCCACAUUAGCCGCCCAAGGCUUCUGAUCACUACCAGGCACCAUAUCAAAUCUACUGGGCUGGAUUCAACCACCGACAUUUGCAAAAUAGGACACAGCAGAUGGUAAACUAAGCAACAAGAAAUUAAUGUUCUAAUUUCAUCAAUACGUAUUGUCAGCUGUGAGUGGAAAAUGGGUCAAUACAAACUGUAUUCCCUCCGGACAGUGAGCAGAACAUUCCAGUAACAGCUACUGGAGUUCUGAGUAUUCCAUCAUAACCACUCAGAGAGAGCAAACCGUGUCAAAAGACCCUCUGGGUAACAUUAAAUAAAGAUCAGUACUUACUGUCUGAAACGCACUGAUCAAAUGCAAAACAUGACACUCACACAGGUACCAAAUAACAUCUGGGACAAUUCAAUAGCUGAACCCCAAGACACCUAGUCUGGACAGAGUACUGCUUAUAACAGAUCCCACCUAGGUUAACUUUUCCAAACUACCUAGAAAACAAGCUGCAAAGAAAAUGUGGAACAUAACAUGAAUGGAAAAACCCCAUUACAGUAAUGGGCUGUGGCCACUAAAUACGGUAGAUGAUCUUCUACAUGUUAAAAUGCAUCAUCGAUUCAGGAGGUAUGUUGCUUUUGCGAUUCAAUCCAUUAUUAAUAAAGCUAGUAAAUAGGCAGAUCAUCUUUCAUAAAAUAUAUUUUUAUGUACAUGCAUGGCACCGUUUGACUAUACCAAUGGGGAUUUAGCCUAGGCUACAUUACAGGUUGGGGAAACGGUUUCAUUAAUAUUUCCUAUGACUGGGCGCUCUGGUCCAAGUUCAUUAUACUGACAGUUAUUGAGCUCCAGGCAGACGAGGGAGAAGAUUACACCAGCUAAAGAAGCUAAUCCCUGAUGUAUUGUCAUUGGCCACGGCAAACCCCUUUCCUACCUGCCGCUCGGUUAUGGACUGUCAAAGGUGACUGAGAACCUUUGGUGGCUCCAUACAGUCUUUGUCAGCGAGCAUAAGCUUGCAGAAAAUUGAGUUUGAAAGGGCUUGCUCAGAAUGACAGAAUGCGUCCCCCGCCCCACACACCCCCAACUCUACACUGCGUUGCUAAGCAACCCCAUGCUGAGAGGUGUGUGUGUGUGUGUGUGUCUCCCCAGCACACUCAUGCUUCAUGCGUACAAAAGCAUUGAUUGUAGUUACAGCAGCACAGCACCUGAGGGUGGGGGAAAAUCAUUCCGGAAUCAUUCAGAUGUUUCACAGUGCACAACAUCAAAAAGGCUGGGAGUAACAGAUUAUUAGCACUGUGUAUGGUCCAAUUCAAAAAAAUGUCUAUACCCUACACAUUCUCUGUUAGAGAAUACAAUACUAGCCUCAACCAGAGCCUAAUUUGUGAACAUUUCGUUUGCCAUUUUCUCCAUCUCGACUCUUCAUCUAGGUCAGAUAUGUGCUUACUACUGGAGUGCCAAUAUCACAGUCCUCCUCAGAAUCAUCAACAUCCAUCCAACCCACACCCACUCCACGGUAUAUCUCACAUGUACGGUAUUUGGUGUUGCCAUGGAAACAACACCAACAGGGCUGGGAACCGACCCAGAGCUGAUAGAGCGCCACGAUAGAUCUGAGCAUACUCAAUCCGACCGUUUCAGCAUGUGUGUGUCUGGUAAAGCUAUUAGUAGUAUACCAAGCUCCCGUUACCAAGCACCUUAACGGCCAGACCGUCUCAGCUGUUGCUCUGAUGUUGUGGACUCCACUGCAACCUGACUCAAAUUAAACACAGGGCAAUGUUCGUCUGUGUAUCCUAACGGAGAGCAGCACUCCGAGAGAGGAAGGAAGGAGGCAUGGAGACAAGUGCCUCCUCUGCUCAGCGUCUUGAUGCUGAUCCACAGUGAGGCGAUGUCAUGUAUGUCUGCCCAGCCCAUGCUAGUCUUGCUCUGUCUUUCUCUCACGCUCUCAAGAGAAGACGUCUCUCACUCCAUUUUUACCUCACCAGCUUUGCUUCCUUCCUCAUGUUGUCUGCUCGGCAGCUGUUUUCAGGCUGGUGUCAUUUCCAUUUUCAAUUCUGCUUUGUAGUGCCAUACUCAAGGACAAAAGUGAUAUAGACAGUGGUGGAAAAACUACCCAAUUGUCAUACUUGAGUAAAAGUAAAGAUACCUUGAUAGAAAAUGACUCAAGUAAAAGUGACCCGGUAAGAUACUACUUGAGUAAAAGUCAAAAAAUAUUUGGUUUUAAAUAUACUUACAGUGGGGAGAACAAGUAUUUGAUACACUGCCGAUGUUGCAGCUUUUCCUACUUACAAAGCAUGUAGAGGUCUGUAAUUUUUAUCAUAGGUACGCUUCAACUGUGAGAGACGGAAUCUAAAACAAAAAUCCAGAAAAUCACAUUGUAUGAUUUUUAAGUAAUUAAUUUGCAUUAUUGAAGUGUACCUAUGAUAAAAAUUACAGACCUCCUACAUGCUUUGUAAGCAGGAAAACCUGCAAAAUCGGCAGUGUAUCAAAUACUUGUUCUCCCCACUGUAAGUAUCAAAAGUAAAAGUAUAAAUAAAUUCAAAUUGCUUAUAUUAAGCAAACCAAAUGACACAAUGUUCUUUUUUUUCUCUUUAAAAAAAAUCUACAGAUAGCCAGGGGCACACUCCAACAUGCAGACAUCAUUUACAAAUGAAGCAUUCGUGUUUAGUGAGUCCGCCAGAUCAGAGGCAGUAGGGAUGACCAGGGAUGUUCUCUUGAUAAGUGUGUGAAUUGGACCAUUUUCCUGUCCUGCUAAGCAUUCACAAUGUAACGAGUACUUUUGAGUGUCAGGGAAAAUGUAUGGAGUAAAAAGUACAUUAUUUUCUUUAGGAAUGUAGUAAAGUAAAAGUUGUUAAAUAUAAAUAGUAAAGUACAGAUACCCCAAAGAACUACUUAAGUAGUAUUUUUUUACUUAAGUACUUUACACCCCUGGAUAUAGACAAUGAAAACAAGACCUACACCAGGUAGUUCAAGUACUUUUUUUUUUUACAUUUUUAGUCAUUUAGCAGACGCUCUUAUCCAGAGCGACUUACAGGAGCAAUUAGGGUUAAGUGCCUUGCUUAAGGGCACAUCGACAGAUUUUUCACCUAGUUGGCUCGGGGAUUAGAACCAGCGACCUUUCAGUUACUGGCACAACGCUCUUACCCACUAAGCUACCUGCCGCCCCGGCAGGUACAGCGAGACAAACAUAGAAACUGACAGAGACAGGAGAUGAUUGAAUCUGAAAUGAAUGUGAUCACUUAACGUAGGAUCAUCUAAAGUGUGUUUUAAAAAAAAAAAUCAUUUUCUCACACGUCAAGAAUGAAACCAAAUGUGUGGAGGCCUUGGCUUAAGGCUUUUCCCAUAGUGUUGACACUUACCUAACCCCAAUUGGCAUUUCCUGCAAACCUAGCAUAUAAAUGCAUUGAGCAUUGUACGUCAAUGCUAGCCUCUGUGACAAUGUGUGUGAAUACAGAUCGUAAAACUUGUGUCCCCUGACCCCUCUCUCCCCAGCGAUGGAGUUCCAUGAGAACCUCCAUGACAUGGCAGUGAAGGAGGGCCUGAAGGGCAGGAAGCUGUCCAAGGCAGUGGAGAGCUUCACCUGGAACAUAACCAUCCUCAAGGUAAGGAUGAUGACCACUUAGUUUGAGUAAUUUGUUUUUGCAUUCUUUUUUUCUUCUGACAGUUUUUUGUAGCUUUUUUAAGUUUUGUGAAAUCAAUCUUUUAGCUACCAGUAAACCGUUUAAAACCUCUUCGAUGUCAGGUCCCCUGUUUAGGGUUUUCUGGUGCUGGUUCCGGUCCCGGACUAAAUUAUCACUUAUAAAUCGAUAUGACUUGCAUUGAGCGGUAGCCCUGAUUUUCACGGACACAGUUGUAUGUCUCUUCUGCCUGUAUGAAGUAGGAUGUGAAAUCUGACACCACUUGAAGCUGGGAUGUCCCUCCUACCAUUUCAUUCGCUCUUCCGACUGUCCAUCAACUCCUGUCUGAAGUCUACGUCACAGCCACUAACAACUCAUAUGCCUGGAAUCCUUACACUGUAACGCAGCAGGAAAGAGUGAUUAUGUCGCUAUAGAGAUCGAUUUAUAGCCAGUAAUCUAAAAUAAUUAAUAGAUUUUAAACAAAAAAACACUUUCUGUUUGUCAUAGAUGGACAAUAUUAAUAUGAGAUUAAAGGCGAGCUCCUAACGAGUUCAGGAAGCCAAUCUCGAACUCUGAGACGUUCACAGCGAUGGGGGCAGACGUUUUGAUCAAGAGAGACCUUUGCACACUAAAUAUACAAUUAUGUAUUUCACAGUUAUAAGGAAGGUGAAAUCUUAUAGUUGGUUGUUUUAUAAAUUGAUUAUAAUAUAUUUAGAAGAAAAAAAAUCAUACAGUUUUGUUGAAUAGGAAAUAUUGACUACACCUCAGCAAUCUAUAACUAUUUUUACCAGAAAGGUGAGUUUAACCUUUCUUAGAGUAUGCAGCAUUACUAAUUAUUGUUUUAUGGUCCUCUCAUUUUUUUUUUACUUUUGGGGAUUACGUAAUUACAUUUUUGAUUACAUUUAGUUGCAUUUAAGAGGUUUAACUUAUUGUUUGUUUUAUUGAGGACAGGCAUAGGCAGUGAAUUUAAAUUCAAGAAACAACUUCAGAGCAAAUACUUUAGAGAUUCAGAUUCCACAGUGCAGUCAAGCUUCACUAAAUGAGGAAAACAUAAUUUUUUUUGAGAGAGAGAGUUUGUUUACAGAAGGGACAUAAGGUUUAAAUUGACAUUUGUUUUCCAGCUGCAGCGCGGUGGAAUAACAGCUUAUGUCUGAGCUAGUUACAUUGCACACAUUCAGUCUGAUGUAUUUGCCUUCUUGCCAUUCAUUUAACCCCUCUGUCCAUGCAAGGGGUAAUUAUCGAUGAAUGACCUUCUGCAUAUUUAUUCGUGAUAUUUGCAUGUGUUAAAUUGCAUGAGCGUUUGGGCUCAUCAUUUAUACAUGGUUCUGGGAAAUUGAGUUGGUGCCUGGUGAGUGUGUGGCUAUGCUGCAUAAUUCAUUAUACACAGAAGCAGUGGUUACGCUCCGUGGGCAUUGGGGAGAUGUAGGACUCCACUGUCUGACCGCAUACAGCUAAGAUUACAGUUAGUACCACACUACUCUCUCGCUUCGUGACCUUUUUAAGGUACUAUUGGUUUCACCCUUUGUCUUUCUGUUUAAACUGGAGAUUCAAGUUGUUGAUGCAUGCUCCAUUGUCUCUAUAUUGCCAUUCCUGUCAUGUCCCUGCCUCCCCUCCAGGGCCAGGCGGACCUGCUGAAGCAUGCAAAGAGUGAGGUCCAGGAGAACCUGAAGCAGAUCCACUACGCCGCCCUCACCUGUAACCUCAGUAAGGACGGGCCAUCAGGGAGCACGGCAGGCUCCGAGUCCAGGAUCCGACCAAGCAGCCUGGACGCCAUCCCCGAGAAAGCCAUGGCGGAGGACGAGCUCUCUGAGGAGGACAACUGA
Coregonus sp. 'balchen' is the source of this 31296-nucleotide messenger RNA. The record is from the annotation of a GenBank genome assembly. Lineage: Eukaryota; Metazoa; Chordata; Actinopteri; Salmoniformes; Salmonidae.